AUGACCUCGAAUCACAGCCAAGGGCUCGCCUUCCGACCUUACAAAAGACUGCCUGCCGAGUUGCAAAUCCAGAUAACCAAAGAAGCUCUUGAUGACCUCGCCAAGCCCCUCGCAUCAUACUCGACAGUCGACCGCGUAUGGCAGGAUAUCAUCGAAGAACGAAGCUUUGCUGCGCUAUAUGUCCGUCAUGACGAUAUUUCCGAGUUUGGGCGGAUUUGCGUUGGGCGACGGACAAGGCUCGUGUCAAAGAUCAGACUCUAUAUCAGAGAGGAAAGUGCCGAGCAUUUCGGCCCGGCAUCCCAGCCCUGGAACGAUUCAAUAACCGUCGAGGAACUUGAUGCCAGCAGUGUAAAGGUUGCCGCAGGAAGGGCUGUUGAACAGGCUUUCAGGAAGAUGUUCGAGAUCAUGACAGGCUGGACCACCGACCGCUCGAGGGCCGUUGUAAUGACCUACGAUCUGUCCAUUCCUUGGCUUUAUAGCCUACCCCAUGAGGGAGGUUUGAUAAAAGCUGACUUCACCGGUCUCGCUCCUGUGCCUGUUAUCGGCUCGAUUUAUAAUGCUUACGACAGGACUGACAUCCACCCGGUGUCAAUGGUGCAGCUUCUUGGAUUCUUACCCAACGUUCAGUAUUCUAUGCUCACUCUUGGUUCACGCAUCAAUGGCAGCGCAUUUCAUCGUGGAAUAGCAGAAGCAUCUGUGUCGUCGCUGGACCUCAAGCCUCUCCAUUUAACCUCCCUCAAGGCCAGAGACUGCUGCAUGUCCGCCGAAAUGGAGAUAGGUGACACAUUGAUUAAGUUACGGCCACUGAGUAUCUCUAUACUCAACCUGACAGCGCAUUUGACACAACUGGAGCUUGAUCGGGUUGUGGAUGUGACAUACUUCCUCGGAACAGCAUGGAAAGCCACCCAAUCCGCCCCAGCGACCACACCACGGUGGCCAAACCUACAACAUUUGUGUCUAUCUGGAUAUUUCGACGAAGACCCGUUCGCGAAUCGCGAUCCAGUGGAUGGCCUCUUCAGCUCAGUAACCGCCGCACUCCACCAAAUGCCAAAAAUUAGACUUCUGUCCAUCAACAUGGACUUCUACUAUUUUUGCCCAUCAGAUGACAUGGAUACCGACUUAGGUGAAGAUUUCGGUUGGAGGACGUGCAAGGGGUCAUCAUUCCUGACAUUGCAGCUCCCUUCGACCAGACGCGGAUCUAUUCAGAUGUACGCCUUUGCUCCGAAUCAGGAUGUGAUCGAUGAGUGGCUUGAAAUCGCACGAUGCCGUGGGAAUCCCCCCAUGGAAGUGCACGGGCCUCUCAAUGAUGAAUAUUUAGACAUCCUGUACUGGUCAGGAUGA
Messenger RNA from Diaporthe amygdali, 1341 nucleotides. RefSeq lists its product as uncharacterized. Lineage: Eukaryota; Fungi; Ascomycota; Sordariomycetes; Diaporthales; Diaporthaceae. Bases 1 to 1341 code for a protein of 446 amino acids. The record is from RefSeq and is a predicted model, not a curated record. The transcript is spliced from 2 exons.